AAUAUUUUAACUUAUGUUUCGACGAAUCGGUCAAAGCUUGUUUGCCAACACUCCAAGCACAUUUUUUCUUCCACGAAUUUGUUAAACAAACUUAAAGUUUUUUCUACGAAUCUUCGGUGCCCAUUUUUUCUUCUAAAUUAUUUGGCGAGUAAAAGACGCGGUUUGAAUAAUUUAUGAUAUAUAAAUAUACUAAGAUCAGCUCAUUGGAAUUGUGUUGGCAGAGUACAAUCGGAUCAUCUGCUAAUUACUAAGUCAAUUGAAGUCCAUGGCGCGAGGGCAUUCUAGCUCAAUAUUACUAAGGAAACAGAAUGCAGUGAGAAGGAAAAUGAAGCGAUUGAGGUUGGAGAUGGAGGAGAUAAACAUAGAUCAGAAGCAAAUUCGAAAAGACCAGAGAGAUUUGAGAGGAAAAUUGGAACACAUCAAUGAGCAAUGCGUGCAGCUUAGACAGGAGAUGGAAGUAGUCGCGAAGCAGAAAGCUCGGAAUCAGCUUCUCUUGAAUCUCACAUUCAGAGUCUUGAAGGCUCGGCAAGCAGGGGACUUUGCCACUGCCAUCUCCCUCACUCGGAUCCUCCGUCAGGUGAUACAAAACAGAGGAGCAAAUGAAGGAAAUGCAUCUGAUGAUAUAAAAUGAAAUUAAGGUUUAAAUUAUUGAAUAGUUUGAAAUGAAGAAAGUCCUACAAAUAAAGGAAUUUAUAUAUACUUGUCUUUUAUUUAUAAAUAAUUAUGGAAAGUUGGAACUUAUGUUGGUUUUGGGUUUAGGCCUUGUUGAUUGCAAGAUAAUUCUUGAUUGAUUAGGUCCUUGUCUUUUUAUAUUUCAUAAAAUAAACUAUAAUGAUUGUA
Molecule: messenger RNA, 840 nt
Organism: Rubroshorea leprosula
Lineage: Eukaryota; Viridiplantae; Streptophyta; Magnoliopsida; Malvales; Dipterocarpaceae
Source: the annotation of a GenBank genome assembly